AUGGCUCCCACUGUCUCCCACAUCGCCGAGGUUGAUGCCAGCAAGCUUGACUCUCUGUCCCCCAGCCAACGGUCCACCGCACACUUCCAAUGGCUCAACAUUCUCUCAGCCCGCCUCUCUGCCUUGCAAUCUGCUCACAACAUGUGCAUGGAUCUUGAUGUGGGGGGAGGCAUGGCAUCUGUAUCCGAAGAGAUUGCUCCCCUGGAGGAAGCGGUUAAUGAAGCGAGAAAGAUGGUCAGCGUGCUUGGAUCGCAGCUAAGGAGGCGGGGAAGUGAUGUUGAUGUAUGCUGA
Molecule: messenger RNA, 291 nt
Organism: Cryptococcus amylolentus CBS 6039
Lineage: Eukaryota; Fungi; Basidiomycota; Tremellomycetes; Tremellales; Cryptococcaceae
Exons: 2
Coding region: 1-291 (96 amino acids)
Source: RefSeq, a predicted model, not a curated record